Penaeus indicus is the source of this 1091-nucleotide messenger RNA. RefSeq names its product histone deacetylase complex subunit SAP18-like (gene Bin1). Gene Ontology annotation, biological process: negative regulation of DNA-templated transcription. The coding region runs from base 6 to 464 and encodes 152 amino acids. The transcript has 4 exons. Gene Ontology annotation, molecular function: transcription corepressor activity; transcription factor binding. Lineage: Eukaryota; Metazoa; Arthropoda; Malacostraca; Decapoda; Penaeidae. Gene Ontology annotation, cellular component: nucleus. The record is from RefSeq and is a predicted model, not a curated record.
CAAUCAUGGCGUCUACGGUGGAGAGUAAAGUCGAGGAGCGGAAAGAUACAAACGAAAAACCCAUCGAUAGAGAGAAGACAUGUCCAUUAUUGCUGAGAGUGUUUUGUUCAAAUGGCCGACACAACAGCUUAGCAGAAUACAGACGAGGGAACACCCCCCCUAAUGAACUGCAAAUUUACACGUGGAUGGAUGCCACGCUAAGGGAGAUUGGUAGUCUAAUUCUGGAAGUAAACCCUGACACUCGUAGACGAGGUACUGUGUUUGAGUUUUGUUUGGUCUGCCUGGAAUCCACCAAGAACAUGGGACGUCUGAAAACGCUUGGAUCAAUUACCAUUGGUCAGAAGGGUUUUGAUGACAACAAAACGCUCGCACAGUUAGGAUUCAUCAUUGGAGACUACCUUGACAUUGCCAUCACCCCCCCAAGCCGAGGACCUCCACAGCGCCGCAUGCUGAGGCCGUACUAGUCAUUUCCUGUGAGGGUGUGGAGAGCUUUCAUUUCCAGAGAGUUUGAUGUGUAUGAGUCUUCAAGGAACUGAUUCUUUAAAAUGAUCGUUUUUAUCUGAGGUUUCUUUCCAGUAACAAUAUUUUUUGUUGAACGUAAAAUCAUCUGUUAUAUCUAGAUCCAAAAUUUGGAUCAGGCUUUCUAUAUGUAUAUUUUUUGUUCUUGAAUGGCACACUGUAAAAGCCAACUUUUGCAUUGGUUGUGUCGGUGAGAACGAAUGGCCAUUCCUUUAUAACGUGAACUGAAGUUUAUUCAAAGUUAUAUUAUGCUAAGAAUUACGAAGCUUCAUUUUCUGCAAGAAAAGAGAAAAAUCUGCAAAAGGGCAUUAGAUUGCACUUUGACUAUAUUUCUUAACUUUACUUUAUCCCUUGACAAAAAAGCUGUUCUCAAUAAGGUCCAGAUAGAUAGUGAUAAAACAUUAUCGUAAUUUUUAAAGGAGGUAUUUGGUAUUUGGAAAAAUGUUGGUGUAAUUCCUAGAUAAUUUAGCACAGUACUGAGAAUUUGUAGUAUGUAAAAGAGUAUGUAUGAGCAUUUUAAUACAAAAAAAAAAAAUGUAUUACAAUAUAAGAAUACACAUUGGAAUACAGUG